UCAGCGUGAACCAUGAAUGCAAGACUGAGAUCAAGAUCUAGAGGAAGACCAGAUGGUCAAGAGUCCUUUGAUGCAGUUAAACCUGUGGUUGCCCAGCAACCAAGUGACAAAAAAUCUGAGGAGGAACCACCAGUUGGGAGUCCUUCUAAGGAACUUGGACAAAAGAGAGAAGAGGGAGCAUCUGCGAUUAAAGGUGAAAGCCAGAAAAUGGCUCUGGGAAGGCCUCGUGAUGAGCCUGCAGAUGGCAGUGAGGCAGAUGAGAAGAAUCCACCUAUUCUGGCUCCUGCUAAAACUCCAAAAGGUGAUGGACAGUGAGCCAUUAAAAAAGAAGACAAGCCGAAGCUACACAUGCUGCUGUUAUAUUGAUAAUAUGGCUUGUUAAAUUCUCUCAAUAAAGCUUUACAUUUGUCAUGCACAUCUUUUGUUAAAUCUAUUUCUAGGAACUUGAUACUAUUGUAAAUGGUAUCUUAAAAAACUUCAUGUUCUAUUUAGAGCUGGUCUAUAGAAGUGUUGCGUGACUAACUUUAUA
Myotis myotis is the source of this 529-nucleotide messenger RNA. It is a transcript of the gene PAGE4, whose product is annotated as PAGE family member 4. The record is from RefSeq and is a predicted model, not a curated record. The transcript is spliced from 4 exons. NCBI's taxonomy places the organism in Eukaryota, Metazoa, Chordata, Mammalia, Chiroptera, Vespertilionidae. The coding region runs from base 13 to 315 and encodes 100 amino acids.